Fusarium proliferatum ET1 is the source of this 2472-nucleotide messenger RNA. RefSeq lists its product as uncharacterized. Lineage: Eukaryota; Fungi; Ascomycota; Sordariomycetes; Hypocreales; Nectriaceae. Gene Ontology annotation, biological process: regulation of DNA-templated transcription; DNA-templated transcription. Gene Ontology annotation, molecular function: DNA binding; zinc ion binding; DNA-binding transcription factor activity, RNA polymerase II-specific. The record is from RefSeq and is a predicted model, not a curated record. The transcript has 4 exons. Bases 1 to 2472 code for a protein of 823 amino acids.
AUGCAAUCGGAUGCCUCCGCAGUCCCUGGCCUGGGCAGCAGUGCCGAUGAUGACAACCGUAGCCCAGUCGGCGUCGGUAUCGGUGACGGCACCGGCCCCCGAAGCGAUUCCUCCCCCGCCUCCUUAUCGUCCGUGUCGUUAACAUGUCCCGAGUGCGGACAGACCUUUCGCCGGCGCGAGCACCUGGUCCGACAUCUGGACCGCCACUCCGGACGUCGGUCUUACACAUGCCCCGUCUGCAAAACAGCUUUCUCUCGGAGAGACACAUUGAAACGUCAUGUCGGGACCCAUGGCACUGCAGCUCUUGCUGAAUGGAUGCGAGACAAUCCUCGCUUCUCACGAGACCAGCAUUACCGUGCGUGCGAAGCGUGUGCAAAGGCUAAGCAGCGCUGCGAUGGACGCAGACCUGAUCCGUGCGACAAAUGUAUAAACAAAGGUCGUCGUUGUGUAUACCAGCCAAAUCCUAGCGACGAAGAGCCUGAAACUAUUGUCGUUGCACAGCCUGCGGCCGAUGAUGGUGUAUCGGCUACCAACUCUUCGCCCUCGCAGCAGUUGCAGCCUUUGACUCCACUGUCUUGUGUUCCAAAUCCGGUCCAACCUUGGAUUGAGCCAGACGUGUCAUGGGAUAGCCUCUUGACCUCCGCGCAGUUUCUGCUUCCCUUCUCAACAGUGCCCUCUCUUGAAGCUGGAUCGUUGGCCGAUUUCGGUUUUGGAGAUGCUGUCUUUCCUGCCACUGGUCAACUUGCAAACGACUAUGAUGUGCAGAGUGCCUUUGGUGCUGAAGGAACACAGCGAGAGGUUGUGGAUGCCGCCCGUGCUUUCACUGGACCCGACGAUCUGACAGCGGAGGAAGAAGACAUCCUGAUCGCGGAGAACAUUCCACACGUACCCCCCCUAACUGAAGAGACGCGGGUAUACAUGAUCCAAGCCAUCCAAGCCAGACUGCCACAGCAUGAGGCUCAAGGGCUUGACGUCAACUUCCCCUCCCUACGACAUCUCGAUACAUACAUGCAAUUGUAUUUUGAGCAUUUUCAUCAGCGGAUGCCUUUGUUGCACGUUCCGACCUUCAAGGCGUCCCCGGAGACAUGGCAGCUAGUUCUCGGUGUAGUUUGCUUUGGUAGUCGGUACUCCCAAGCACACCAACAUCACGAUCAUGUUCAGCUCCUACAGCGAGUGGCCCAACAUAUGCUUCGAGAGCUAUCGAGCGUCAAUGUCUUGAUCUGUGCGCAAUCCCACUUGUUAUUCCAGCAUAGCCUCUGGCUCUCGGGCGAGUGGAGGGUUACGGUCGACGCUCAGUUCCGCCGCAAUACCCUCAUCACUCUUUGUCGCCUAUUGCUAUCUCGAGAGAGUACCCUCAUGCACACGCCUACUCCCACUCAAGACCUGAACCAUGCGUGGUUCCAGUGGAUACAGACCGAAGCGAAACGGCGGCUCGUCCACUUCACCUACAUUUUCGAUUGUCUUUACUCAACAUUCCUUAUGCUUCCUCCUCUGCUCUCACCUACUGAGCUGCAAAUCCCUGUACCUAUUGCAGGUCGGUACUGGUCAUCGACUUGCGAGCAGUGGCACCUUCUCCCUCCAACACAGCCUGCACCAACUCUUUGUGCUUUAGUAUCACGAGUUGGCCUUGGCAAUGUAGCGCCGGCGAGUCCGGAGCGACUGACCAAGUCUGCAAUGCUGCUUUCGGCCUCGUUGCAGCAAGCUGCUGAGAGUGACUUACUGCGAGCUAUGGGGCUCGACUCAGCUAACAACACCGCCAGUCAACUGAGUCCAGCUUUGGGCAUGGUUACAACACUCUCACAGAGAGCCUUCGAUGCUUUGUCACAAGAAGGAUGCUCCCAGGAGUUGCGUGAAACAGACAGUUGCGGUAGCCUGAAUGACUUUGCUUUACUUUCUCGAGUUCUUGCCAUGCUCUCAUUUACGCCAUUAUCACUACUGUUCUCCUAUAACAAAUGGCAGACAACAGACACAGGUCAGAGUAACGCCCGGUCCGAACUUUCAAACAUUAUACUGCAGAAUGUCACCAGAGCAAGACGCUGCUUGUACUACGCAGCGCAGGUCCUUCAACAUUUCCGCAACACCAGACCAGCAACAGUACUUGACAUUAUGGGCUGUUUAGUCUCUGUGCUAUACAUGGUGCUGUACGUGGAUAUCAUCGAGCAACAAGAUCCCGACUCCACUCGACUUGGGGCUGGCGUCGAAACGUCCAGCAUGGAGAUUAUCCGACUCGACCAAGUCGUUGAUGUAGAUCUUCUGAACGACUGGUUACAGGUACGAAAUCAUAAAAGGCCUCAUGUUCCUGGGGUCGGUUUCCUACAUCAUGGUGGUAGCAUUCUUCGUUUAUAUAAAGAAGGGUCGCGGAUUAUGGAAAGCGGGUCUUGUAUCUCCAGAAUGGCCAAGGUGAUAUCAAACAUUCUCGCGUCACAAGCCAAAGGUCGUCCUCCAACCGAUAAGACGUUUAGAGAGCUCUGA